Molecule: messenger RNA, 2504 nt
Organism: Lagenorhynchus albirostris (white-beaked dolphin)
Lineage: Eukaryota; Metazoa; Chordata; Mammalia; Artiodactyla; Delphinidae
Gene: PIP5K1B
Product: phosphatidylinositol-4-phosphate 5-kinase type 1 beta
Exons: 15
Coding region: 216-1838 (540 amino acids)
Biological process (GO): phosphatidylinositol metabolic process
Molecular function (GO): phosphatidylinositol kinase activity
Source: RefSeq, a predicted model, not a curated record
CUCCGCCCCUCCCGCCCCUCGCCUGCACUGCUCUCCUUUCGCCCGGGGGAAGCGACAACGUCCCGAUAACUUGCAGACUGUGGCGCAACUGGUCUCGACACCGGAGGCGCCCGAAUGCUGUCCGGGUGAGGAACCUGGGAAGGAAAACAGUCUCAACAAUGAAUAGGCCACUCAUCACGACCAGUUACAGAUGACUUGCCAUUUCAUUGACAAAGAUGUCGUCUGCUGCUGAGAAUGGAGAUGCAGCACCUGGGAAACAAAACGAAGAAAAAACCUAUAAAAAGACUGCAUCAUCUGCUAUCAAAGGUGCUAUUCAGCUGGGAAUAGGAUACACAGUGGGUAAUCUCACCUCCAAGCCAGAUCGAGAUGUUCUCAUGCAAGACUUCUAUGUGGUGGAAAGUGUGUUCCUACCCAGUGAAGGGAGCAAUCUGACCCCAGCACAUCACUACCCAGACUUCAGAUUUAAGACAUAUGCUCCACUAGCAUUCCGAUAUUUCAGAGAACUUUUUGGUAUCAAGCCUGAUGAUUACUUGUAUUCCAUAUGCAGUGAACCUCUCAUAGAGCUCUCUAACCCUGGAGCCAGUGGAUCCUUAUUUUUUGUGACCAGUGAUGAUGAAUUUAUCAUCAAAACAGUUCAGCAUAAAGAAGCAGAGUUCCUUCAGAAGCUCCUGCCAGGCUAUUACAUGAAUUUAAACCAGAAUCCAAGGACUCUUUUGCCCAAAUUUUAUGGACUGUAUUGCAUGCAAUCAGGGGGCAUUAACAUCAGAAUUGUGGUGAUGAACAAUGUCUUACCACGCUCCAUGAGAAUGCACUUUACAUAUGACUUGAAAGGCUCAACCUAUAAGCGAAGAGCCUCCCGAAAAGAGAGAGAGAAAUCCAGCCCCACGUUUAAGGACUUAGAUUUCCUGCAAGACAUGCACGAAGGGUUGUAUUUUGAUACAGAAACAUACAAUGCGCUCAUGAAGACGCUUCAAAGAGACUGCCGGGUGCUGGAAAGCUUCAAGAUCAUGGACUAUAGCCUUUUGCUGGGAAUCCACAUCUUGGACCAUUCCCUCAAAGAGAAAGAAGAGGAAAUUUCACAAAAUGUGCCUGAUGCUAAGCGGUCUGGGAUGCAAAAGGUCCUCUACUCAACAGCCAUGGAAUCCAUCCAGGGUCCAGGGAAAUCAGGAGACGGGAUCAUCACAGAGAACCCGGACACAAUGGGAGGCAUUCCAGCUAAAAGCCAUAAGGGAGAAAAGCUACUUUUAUUUAUGGGCAUUAUUGAUAUUCUGCAAUCAUAUAGGUUAAUGAAAAAGUUGGAACAUUCCUGGAAAGCUCUUGUUUAUGAUGGGGACACUGUUUCGGUUCAUAGACCAAGCUUUUAUGCAGACAGAUUUCUAAAGUUUAUGAAUUCCAGAGUUUUCAAGAAAAUUCAAGCUUUGAAGGCCUCACCCUCUAAAAAACGGUGCAACUCCAUUGCCGCCCUGAAGGCAACCUCACAGGAGAUUGUGUCCUCAAUUAGCCAGGAAUGGAAGGAUGAGAAGCGUGAUUUGCUGACCGAAGGGCAGAGUUAUAGCAGCCUCGAUGAAGAAGCAUUGGGAUCCCGACACAGGCCAGACCUGGUGCCUAGCACUCCAUCGCUGUUUGAAGCUGCUUCCUUGGCGACCACAAUUUCAUCUUCUUCCUUGUACGUCAAUGAACAUUAUCCACACGACAGGACCACGCCUUAUUCAAGCAGUAAAGGGUUACCUUCCAGUUCAACCUUUACCUUGGAAGAGGGGACCAUCUACUUGGCUUCUGAGCCAAACGCUCUGGAAAUGCAGGAUGAUAAUGCCUCCGUGCUUGAUGUCUAUUUAUAAGUGAAAAUGGUGACCACCCAAGCAGAUGGAUGAGGCAGGAACACGGUUGUGGGAGAGAAGUUUCUCCACUCCACAAUUUCCCAAAGGAAACUGGGCUGAGCCCCACUACACACAGAGUCAUAAUCAACUGGACUUGGAGUCUGCGAGAUGUCAGGGGAGCCUCGGCCGAGAGGCUGAUCGGCAGAUGUGAUGUGAAAAAUACCACACUCUUCUGUCAUUUGCUGUUGCUUGCUGAACUGUGAAGAACUGCAUGAACUCUAUUUAAGCUGCUUUCUAUACCAUUGCCAAUCACCUUUUUGGACUUGGAAGUGCUAUUUUACUAUUGACACUUGCAUUGUUUCAUUUUGCAUGCAUCCAGUGAUUAUCCAUAAGCAACAUAUGUAAUCUGCUUAUAUAUUUUUUAAAAAUCUAUCCAUGCAAAAUGGUAACGUCUGAAUUAUGCUCUUUUUCAAAGUUAUAAUCAGCCCAUGUCAUUAAAAGUUUAAAUUGGUUUCAUAUAAAGAUCAGUGUAAUAGGUCUGCAUAUACUUUAUAGAAAAUUAGCUUCUAUAAAGAUUUUUUCACUGUUUACUAGUGAAAUGAGAAAAGCAAAGCUAUUUAUAAAAGGCCUUAUGUCGUGUACAUACAUUGUCUUUGAAAUAUUUGUGAUUUAGUUUAUUGCUUGUAA